Athene cunicularia (burrowing owl) is the source of this 2462-nucleotide messenger RNA. It is a transcript of the gene GAL3ST1, whose product is annotated as galactose-3-O-sulfotransferase 1. Gene Ontology annotation, molecular function: galactosylceramide sulfotransferase activity. NCBI's taxonomy places the organism in Eukaryota, Metazoa, Chordata, Aves, Strigiformes, Strigidae. The transcript has 2 exons. Gene Ontology annotation, biological process: galactosylceramide biosynthetic process; myelination. Gene Ontology annotation, cellular component: membrane. The coding region runs from base 33 to 1307 and encodes 424 amino acids. The record is from RefSeq and is a predicted model, not a curated record.
UCCUUCCUCUCUGCCGGCCACAGGUGACCAGGAUGCUGCACCAUGGGAAGCACUGGAGGUCCAUGUGCAAGGGGCUCAUCCUGGGGACCCUCCUGACCAGCUUCAUGCUGCUGCUCUACUCCUACGCCAUCCCCCCACUGCAAGUCAGCGUGACAGAGAUCCCCGUCCCCUCCUCCUGCUCCUCCUACCCAGCCCCCGGGAAGGCACCAGUAAUAGCCAACAGCACGGGCAACCCCUCGGGAUGGAGCUGCCUGCCCAAGCUGAAUGUCAUGUUCAUGAAGACACACAAGACAGCCAGCAGCACCAUCCUCAACAUCCUCUUCCGCUUCGGGGAGAAGCACCGUUUGAAAUUCGCCUUCCCCAACGGCCGCAAUGACUUCUAUUACCCCUCCUACUUUGAGAGCAGCCAGGUGCAGCACUACCGGCCGGGCGCGUGCUUCAACAUCAUCUGCAACCACAUGCGCUUCCACUACGAGGAGGUGCGCAAGCUCCUGCCAGCGGACGCCAUCUUUGUGACGGUGCUGCGGGACCCUGCCUACCUCUUCGAGUCCUCUUUCCACUACUUUGGGCGCGUCAUCCCCCUUACCUGGAAGCUGACAGGGGACGACAAGCUGGCAGAGUUCCUCCGGGACCCUUGGCACUACUAUGACACCAAUGGGUUCAAUGCUCACUACCUCCAAAACCUCCUCUUCUUUGACUUGGGCUACGACAACAACAUGGACGCCAACAGCCCACUGGUGGAGGAGCAUAUACAGGAGAUAGAUCGCCGUUUCCACCUCGUCAUGUUGCUUGAAUACUUUGACGAGUCCCUGGUGCUGCUGAAGGACCUGCUGUGCUGGCAGCUGGAGGAUGUCCUCUAUUUCAAGCUCAAUGCCCGGAAAGGCUCCACUGUCUCCCGGCUGACACCUGAGCUCUAUGAGAAAGCCACUUCCUGGAACCUCAUCGAUGCCAAGCUCUACCGCUAUUUUAAUGCCACCUUCUGGCGUAAGGUGGAGGCCUACGGGAGGGAGCGGAUGGCCAAGGACGUGGCUGAGCUGCAGCGGGAGAAUGAGAAGAUGAAGAGCAUCUGCAUCGACGGGGGACACCCUGUGGAUGCCAGUGCCAUCCAAGAGUCCUCCAUGCAACCCUGGCAGCCGCUGGGGGAGAAGUCCAUCCUGGGCUACAACUUGAAGAAGAAGAUCAACAAGAAGCACCAGAAACUGUGCCGCAAAAUGCUGACACCUGAAAUCCAGUACCUGACUGACCUGGGGGUCAACCUCUGGAUCACCAAGCUAUGGAGCCACGUGCGGGACUUCCUGAAGUGGUAGGGGACGGCGGGUGCCCCGCUCUCCCCGGGGAAGAACCAGGUGCUUUUCUUUUUCUUACUCAUGGUGUGUUUCAGUUGGACAUGAGCAGAACUGGCUUGAGGCUCCAGCACCCAGGAAUGGUCAGGGGGCGCCUCCAUCACCUUCCUGUAGAGCCCCAGCUUGGGCAGAAGCCUGGGGGGAGGGGCUGCCAUCACCCACUGGCAAGGAGAGUGGAGCCUCUGCCUCCACCACAGCCUCCAAGGAGUCAAGGCCUGGGGGCUUGGGGAUGUUUUUUUCCAGCAGGAUCCACUCCUUCCUUCCCCGUGGAAAGGCUGGGGAAGGUAUUUGUGAAGGACAUCCCCUCAUCACAUCGGGAGCAGGACACCCACCCCCACAUCACUGGAGGCAAGGGCUCCUCCUGGCCCGGGGUGGGCAGAACUGCCAGCACGGAACCCAAACCUCGAGGGGCUCAUCUAAUCACCCCGUUUCCCUUGAGCCCUGGUUUGGGGGCUGCCUGUCAGAGCCUGCUGCACCACUCCAGUGGGUUCCAGCCCAUGCAUGUGAUGAGCGCAGCACAUUCUCAGCCCACCCACAGCUGUCAGCCCAUGGCAGGCUGUGAUCCAGGGCCACCUGAAGCCAUUUGUAGAAUGGAAAACCCACCCCAGAAGCCCCAGCAUUUAUCAACGGGCUCGUGGUUCCCUCAGGUGAAGGGCAUAUGUGCAGCAGGUUCCCUUCCAGCCCCCCGUCGUCCCGGUUAGAGGGUCCCGUGGCCCCGGUCCCUACAGGGAACAUCCCAGAAGGCCCACGGGGUCUGGUGAGAACUGGCGUGGGGAGAAGGUGGGAAGCAGCAUCCAGCAGCCACUGUCCCAGUGAUGCCAUCCCCCAGGCACGGGGGGGGGAAGGCCGAGGACAAGGUCUGUCCCUCCCCCAUGGUGGGGACAGCCCUUGGGUGUCCCGGCCGGGCUGGAUGACACUGGCAAAGCCACGUCCUGCCGAGAGCGGCCCUGGCUGGCCAUGGAGGUGGCACUCGUGGCUGAGCCCCCCUGGCAGCGAAAGGACCCCCACCAGCCCCCCAGCUCAUGUUCUGCUCCCUUUGUAAAGACCAGAAAUAAAAAAGUAAUUCUACUUUUGUAAGAUAAUUGUAUAUUUGUCAGUUUUUAAUAUAAGGAUGGUCCA